CCCUCAGGGGGCGUGGUCUGCACGCGGUUUGGGGCGGGCUGUGAGGGGGCAGCUGCUUCCGGGCGGGCCGCCCCACCCCCACGUGGGCCCGGGGUGGCCAGAAAGAGCCACAGCGUUGGCGGGAGCGGCGCCUCGCACCCCGUAGGCAGGCAGAGCUGAGCACACAGCGGACGCCUCAGGAGCCCUCAGUUCAACCAGCUGGCUGCCCAGUACCCCCAGUGCCCACCAUGCAGCCCCAGUCGGUUCUGCACAGUGGCUACUUCCACCCGCUGCUUCGGACCUGGCAGGCGGCCACCACCACCCUCAGUGCCUCCAACCUCAUCUACCCCAUCUUUGUCACGGAUGUUCCUGAUGACGUGCAGCCUAUCGCCAGCCUCCCAGGAGUGGCCAGGUAUGGUGUGAACCGGCUAGAAGAGAUGUUGAGGCCCCUGGUGGAAGAGGGCCUGCGUUGUGUCCUGGUCUUUGGUGUCCCCAGCAGAGUUCCCAAGGACGAGCGGGGCUCUGCAGCCGACUCUGAGGACUCCCCAACUAUUGAGGCGGUCCGUCUGUUGCGCAAGACCUUCCCCAGCCUCCUGGUGGCCUGUGACGUCUGCCUGUGCCCCUACACCUCCCAUGGUCACUGCGGGCUUCUGAGCGAGAACGGGGCAAUUCAAGCCAAGGAGAGCCGCCAGCGGCUGGCAGAGGUGGCACUGGCCUAUGCCAAGGCAGGAUGUCAGGUGAUAGCCCCGUCGGACAUGAUGGACGGACGCGUGGAAGCCAUCAAGGAUGCUCUGAUGGCACAUGAACUUGGCAACAGGGUCUCCGUGAUGAGCUAUAGUGCCAAGUUUGCUUCCUGUUUCUAUGGACCUUUCCGGGAUGCGGCUCAGUCAAGCCCAGCCUUUGGAGACCGCCGCUGCUACCAGCUGCCCCCCGGAGCACGAGGCCUGGCCCUCCGAGCAGUGGACCGGGAUGUGCGGGAAGGAGCUGACAUGCUCAUGGUGAAGCCGGGAAUGCCCUACCUGGACAUUGUGCGGGAAGUGAAGAACAAGCACCCUGAGCUCCCUCUCGCUGUGUACCACGUUUCUGGAGAGUUUGCCAUGCUGUGGCACGGAGCCCAGGCCGGGGCGUUUGAUCUCAAGGCUGCCGUCCUGGAGGCCAUGACUGCUUUGCGCAGAGCAGGUGCUGACGUCAUCAUCACCUACUACACACCUCUGCUCUUGCAGUGGCUGAAGGAGUGAUGGAGAGAGUGUGGAAGCCCCAAGAACUAGAACAUUAAAAAGGUCCCGGGGCCUUGGAGAAGUGAAAAACAAAGUAAAUGCUGCUUUUAGAACUGUG
Molecule: messenger RNA, 1314 nt
Organism: Equus caballus (horse)
Lineage: Eukaryota; Metazoa; Chordata; Mammalia; Perissodactyla; Equidae
Gene: ALAD
Product: aminolevulinate dehydratase
Biological process (GO): heme biosynthetic process
Cellular component (GO): cytosol
Molecular function (GO): zinc ion binding; porphobilinogen synthase activity
Source: RefSeq, a predicted model, not a curated record